This is a messenger RNA of Armigeres subalbatus, 2539 nucleotides long. It is a transcript of the gene SmydA-2, whose product is annotated as SET domain-containing protein SmydA-8. The record is from RefSeq and is a predicted model, not a curated record. Bases 411 to 2030 code for a protein of 539 amino acids. Gene Ontology annotation, molecular function: protein binding. Lineage: Eukaryota; Metazoa; Arthropoda; Insecta; Diptera; Culicidae. The transcript has 8 exons.
CGGAAACGCUUCGGAAGCGUUUCCGUAUGAAAGCAAAACCUAUCCCGUCUGUGCGCGUGCAAGAGAAAGAUGAUGAACGUCAGAUAGUCUUAUUGCCUUCGUAUCUAUAUCGCUUUGUAAAGCACUGGUUGUGCUGCUGCCGGUUCACAUUUUUACACAACAAAAAUUCGAUUUCUCAACUGGCUGCUCCUGCCUGCCCAUCCCAGUAGCCAAUGCCAUGCUGCUCUUCACAAUCAUACUGCGAUGGCUGUGCGGCGGCUGCUUGCUCUUUGACAUCUUCCGCAUCAACCGGGUGCUGUUGGAAACCGAGGAGUAGGAUCUGCUGAUGCAACAGCUGGAGAACCGCAGCGAUAGUGACCCACGCACGGCACACCAACCAGAAUCUGACCGCUCUGCAGAAUAUCACCGAGAUGGCCGACCUGAUGGGCUCGGUUUUGAUUUCCAGAAACACAGCACUCGGUCGCCAUCUAACAGCCACUCGCCCAAUCCGAAAGGGUGAAAUAAUUUUCAUCGAUUCACCCUUACUUCUGGGUCCGAAAAUAGCAAGCGUCCCGGUUUGCUUGGGUUGCCAUAGAAAUCUACCGACGACCUCCAUCGAUGCUCAUUUCGACUUUUACCACUGCCGACGCUGUGGUUGGCCUAUGUGUGAUUCGAGCUGUGAAGCUGCACUCGAUCAUAGGGAGGAAUGCGCACUGUUAGCACGUACACCAAAAUCUAUUCGUUCCGAAAUUCAUUUCCGUCCCGAUGACCCGCACAGGAAAGAGUCGCUUUACUGCGUGAUAGUUCCAUUGAGAGCCCUUCUACUAAAACGGUCCAAUCCGCAGCGUUUCCGCGACGUCUUCCUCAGCCUGGAGUCCCACCUGGAAGCUCGAAUCAAAACGCCUCUCUAUGCGGCCCUUCGAUCCAACCUGGUGCCUUUCGUGCGAGACUUUCUCGGAAUGGGAAAGGAAGCCACCGAACAUGAGCUGCUGCAAAUUGCCGCCAUUCUUGAUACCAAUUGCUAUGAGGUGCGGCUGCCGGAUCGGAAUGUCAAGGUUCGAGCACUGUACGAGCUAGGCUCGAUGAUGUCCCAUGACUGCCGCCCAAACACCAAACACUAUUUCGACGAACGGUUGCGAUUGCUGGUGGUGGCAACAGUUGACAUCCCGGAGGACGCCACCAUCAGCAUCUCCUAUACCCAACCGUUGCUGUCCACCAUCCAGCGCCGAUACGCCAUCAAACAAGCAAAGUGUUUCGAGUGUUGCUGUGACCGUUGCCAGGACCCUACCGAGCUGUUCACUUAUGCCGGAUCGAUUGUGUGCCCUCUGUGUCACCGUGCGAAGCUCACUGCAUUCGACCCGCUGGAUAUGCGUUCGGAUUGGCACUGCGAGAACCGGAAGUGCCCCUUCCGGGAGUCGGCAUGCGAUGCGGUGCGACGUAACGAGCAGCUCCAGGCGACGAUGAUGGCAUUGGCGCGUGCGGACUCACCACGGGAGGAGUAUGAGCGGUUUCUCACCACGCAUCAGCAGCCAUCAACAGGCCUGCUGCACCCCUGGAAUACAAAUGUGCUGCAGGUGAAGUACGCCCUCACGCAGCUCUACCGGCAGCCAGGUGCGAAAGAUGAAAAGGCCAUCGUUUCGCAACCAGAAGCUCAACUCCGACGCCAAAUAGAGCUGUGUCGGGAUUUGCUGAAGGUGGCGGACCACCUUGAGCCAGGGUUCAGUCCCUUUCGCGGAAAACUCUUGGUUGAGUUGCGGGACGCAUUGCUAAUUCUGCGAGAUCAAAAGCAUCAGGACCUGUCACAGUGGUCGGCCACUGCUUCCCAGGAGCACGUUCACCCGGCGAUGUCAACGGCGAUUACGAAGAGCAAACAGCGUCAACGACGACAACGGCGUGGCAAAAUCGAUACAGAGGCCAUCGGCAAUUCCGGCGAAGGCGGCGGACAAACGACGAAACAGUUACUGCAGGAUGUCGAAGCGGAACUGGCGGAGAUGAGGAAAUCGGAUCCAACUUUGGACAAAUUUUACGACGACGGAGGCUUGCGAUACUGAGUGAUGAUGUGACAGGCGACAAAGUUGAAUGCAGGAGAUAAAGCAAAUAAAACUUAAUUUGCUACCGACCGCUUAGUUUGUGUUGCCUUUUCAAAUUUAUUUGAUUAGGUAAAAUGAGUUUUUCUCGGAUUCUUCAACUUUUACCGGGCUGGACGAAUCGUGCAGGAUGAAUGAAAUAAAUUUAUUGGAGUGCAAACUUGAGAAGUUGUAAUUAUUUUUUAAGUGGAGCCAAUUUGAUUAGAGAACAAUAGUUAGAAUAACGCCAUCAAAAAAAUAGAAAGGUUAGCAGCAAACUUUAUUUUCUGGAAAUUUAAAUUGAAUGAGUAAAACCGAUUCAAGUAAAAGUUUUACAACUAGUUUAUAUGUUUGCUUGGGUGGCAUAAUGUAUCACAUUCUAAAUCUGGUAAUGAAGUCGGUGCAUUGUCAUUGAAUCGUGUUCGGUAUGUUUUAACAGAAGCGAAAAUUCGUUGAAAGCUCACCAAUUGUUCACAAGUCUUGAUGUAAAUUAA